Molecule: messenger RNA, 207 nt
Organism: Adineta steineri
Lineage: Eukaryota; Metazoa; Rotifera; Eurotatoria; Adinetida; Adinetidae
Source: the annotation of a GenBank genome assembly
AUGACGUCAACAACAAAAACAGCUUGGCCAGAAUUAGUCGGUAAAACAGCUGAUGAAGCUGUUAAAGUUAUUAAAGAAGAAUCAGGUUUAGAAAAAAUUCAUGUAUGUGGACCAGGUUCAAGAACUACACGUGAUAUUGAUGAUGAACGUGUACGUGUAUAUGUCGAUGAAGAUAAUAAAGUAACAUCGGGACCAACAUGUGGAUAA